Molecule: messenger RNA, 595 nt
Organism: Zingiber officinale
Lineage: Eukaryota; Viridiplantae; Streptophyta; Magnoliopsida; Zingiberales; Zingiberaceae
Product: myb-related protein P-like
Exons: 3
Coding region: 14-595 (193 amino acids)
Source: RefSeq, a predicted model, not a curated record
CGCCACCGACGCCAUGGGAAGAGCUCCGUGCUGCGUCAAGGUCGGGAUGAAGAAGGGGAGGUGGACCGCCGAGGAGGACGAGAUCCUCAUCAAGUAUAUCGCUUGUAACGGCGAAGGAUCCUGGAGAUCGCUCCCCAAGAAUGCAGGGCUGCUGAGAUGCGGGAAGAGUUGUAGAUUGAGGUGGAUAAACUACCUCAGAUCCGACCUGAAGAGAGGCAACAUUACCAAAGAGGAGGAGGAGAUCAUCCUCAAGCUGCAUGCAACACUUGGCAACAGGUGGUCCCUCAUUGCCGGGCACCUCCCUGGAAGGACCGACAACGAGAUCAAAAACUACUGGAACUCCCACCUGAGUCGGAGGCUUCACAGUUACCGGCGAAUCAGCAGCGCCGCAAUCGACCUCAGCAAGCUUCUCGGCGGAGGCCGGACGAGGAAGUCAGCCGUGAAGAAGAUCAGAAGUACCACUACCGCUACUUCCACUACAGGCAACCAGAGGCGGAUUUACAUGGGGACUUGGGGGGGCCACGGCCCCCCCCAGUCCAUGUGUAAAUCCUGGAUCAACCUUGCUUUUAGCUCUCUUCUAACGAGCAAAAUUUGA